Rhagoletis pomonella (apple maggot) is the source of this 2310-nucleotide messenger RNA. Its product is annotated as flocculation protein FLO11-like. Gene Ontology annotation, cellular component: extracellular region. The transcript is spliced from 2 exons. Lineage: Eukaryota; Metazoa; Arthropoda; Insecta; Diptera; Tephritidae. Bases 542 to 2116 code for a protein of 524 amino acids. The record is from RefSeq and is a predicted model, not a curated record. Gene Ontology annotation, molecular function: chitin binding.
CUCCGCAUUGAUUACUGCGAAUGCGAAAGCGAAUGCGAAUAUUCGCAACAACCCUGAUACAUAGUUAUUCAUCAAAACGAAAGCAAUCAUUCGGUGAAGGCCAAACACUGCAAUUUCUCUUUUUGCUUUAAUUAAAAUUGCAAAAAUUAAAUGUUUGAAUAAAAUUCCAUUUUGUAGUGAUAAGAUUGCUUGAAAAUACACACAAAUUUGUACAUAUGCCAUUUAUUCCAUGGAAUAUAUACAUACAUCCCUACAGUUAACCGAAAAGAAGUCUACAAUUAAAAGACAGCUUCUGACUAUUGCACUAUAAGCAUACAAAUCUAUGUACGUAUGUAUGUAUACCAUAUUUGAUACAAAAGAAAGAACUUAAUACAUAUUGCAAAAUAGGUCUUUAUUUAGUUUUAAUUAACUUACUACCUGCUCGCGAUAACUCUUACAUUGAUUAAACCGAGAAUUGCUUAUAUUAUGUUGCCGCCGUGAAAAGAAACCGAUCAGUCUUUAAAGAUUUCCGGGGCACUUUGCAUCUCAAUAUACAAUAAAAAUGCGAAACGUGUUUUAUGGAAUUCUUGUAUGGCUGCUGUAUGCGAACUGCAAGGCCGUAAAAGAUCCUUGCGAAGGUCUAGAGGAUGGCACACGCUUAUCUCAUGCCAUUCAGUGUGAUCGGUUUGUAAUUUGUAAGGGCCAAAGGAUGUUCUCGGUUGGGAAAUGUCCCCGUGGAUUGCACUUCAAUCGACGUCUUGGAGUUUGUGAUUUCAAGCAACGCGCUCGAUGUGAUGUAGCCUUGGUGUUACCAAGCCUCGGGAUAGAGUCAAGAGUAAGUGAAUGUUGCGGUGACUGCUGCGGCUGUUGCAAUAAAAUACCGAGUCCUGAUGUGUCCUCAGUCCCAGAUGCUGCAUCCUUACCUGCUGCGCUUUCAACGCCCGAUGCUCCUGCAUUACCAUAUCAACCAUUAACUGGCCCAUCAGGCACAAAUUGCAGCCAUAAAGGCGUAUGCAAAGGUCAACCAGAUGGCGCCAUGUUUCCUGAUCCUGGCUCAAACGGCUAUAUAGUUUGUCAAUGUGAAUGUGAAAUUGCAAUGCCUUGCCCUUCUGGCUUAAUUUUUAAUUCUGUGUUGAAAGUUUGCGAUUGGCCGGAAAGCACUUCAGGAACUUUGAGUACACCAACUACUACAACACCAACUUCCGUUCCAUCUUCGACAGCAACCAUUGCAUCUACCACUGACACUUCAUCAACGCCUACGGACUCGUCUACCCCAGACGCAUCUUCAAACUCAACUUCGGACACAUCUCCAAUACCGAUUGUCACAUCUACUACUUCCGAGACAUCCUCAACAUCAAGUGCUACAUUUCCUUCCGACACUUCCACAACACCAACAGCAUCUUCGACACCAGAUAUUCCUCCAGCCUCAACUACAAGUGCUACAUUUCCUUCGGACACUUCCACAAAACCAACAGAAUCUUCCACACCAGACACUUCUCCUACUCCAACAGUCACAAGUUUUACGACAUCUUCGGACAUUUCUUCGACAGCAAUGAACACUUCGACACAAGAUACAUCUACUAGCACAAGUGGCACCAAUCCUUCAGAUACAUCUUCAUCAUCAAGUGUCACAACAACAUCUUCCGUCCCUUCUUCGACUUCUAACACAUCGACAACACUUCCUGAUAUAAGCACGUCAGCCAAGCCUUCAACACCAAGUGGCCCUGCUACGGGUCCAUCAGGUACAACUUGUAAUAACAAAGGUGUAUGUGAUAAUCAACCAGAUGGUGCCAUGUUCUCAGAUCCCGAUUCAAAUGGCUAUAUAGUUUGCCAAUGUGAAUGUGAAAUUCCAAUGCCCUGCCCUUCUGGCUUAAUAUUUAACUCAGUGCUGAAAGUUUGCGAUUGGCCAAGCUCUGGCGAUCAAAAACCCAUCAUACCGUCAACCGGCCCAUCGGGAACCGUAUGUAACAAUAAGGGCAAGUGUGAUGGUCAGAAAGAUGGCACUUUGUUUUCAGAUCCUAAAUCAAGUGGCUAUAUAGUAUGUCAAUGCGAAUGUGAGAUUUCUAUGCCUUGCCCGGGUGGUUUAGUAUUUAAUCCGAAUGUGAACGUAUGUGACUGGCCCAUGGCCUUCGUUUAGAUCGACAGAUGUUAAAAUAUCAUAUUAGACAAAUGGGUUGCAUACAUACUUACAUACAUAUAUAUUUACAAAUAUUCGAGUGUGUAAAUUCAUAAAUAAAAGUUAUCUGCUAAACCCAUGUCUAUUUUCAGUGGUUUUACAUUUUACAUGCACUGAGUGAAGAUACUAACGGGUGAUCCAUCUAAACCUUUUUU